AUGGUAGUUUCUUAUCAUGAAGAACAACCGCAUAGGAAGCCAAUGGAGGAACAUGAACAAACUGGAAUUACUAGUACUACUAGUACUAGUUUUAUUGAUGAACAAGAACAAGAAGAAGCAUUGAUCGCUCUCGUCAACCACCGUUGUCGUCAAGUCAAAAACCUCCUUGACCAGCUUAAGAAAGCAGAAGAGAAGUACCGAAAUUCUAAAUCCAAGUUGGCUCUUUUUCAAGGUAAGAAAAAUGGGAGUUUAUUAGAUGCUGGAAAGACAAAGCAUGGAUCAAACAGUCUUAUUCGUAAAAAUGAAACUCCUUCCAAAAUUCUUCAUCAAUCAAAGGCUCAACAUUUUAAUCCAAAAACAUCACAAUGCAUACAGUUACCAGAUUCUGCAAAAGCUUUAAUAAAUUAUAACGCUGGAGCUAACCUUACUCAGAGAUUUCCUAUCGAGCUGGAUAACAAAGGAACAAAAAGGAAGUAUGAAAUAAAGGAGCAAAAGUAUUUGGUUUCUUUGAUAGGUACAAGUUCUUCAGCACGAUCUGUGAACUGUCAAAUGACCAGCUCCAUACCAAGUCUACACAAGAAGAGAUUGAGAAGUCUUGCUCUGUGUCCUUUGAAUGAUCAACAUUUUGUGACUAGUGCUUUGGAUGGAGUGAUCCGCUUGUGGGAAGUUCAAUCUCGAGGAUUAGGAGCCAGACUGCUCAGCACUACUGAUUGCGCAUCUGCAGAGCAGAAGAGAUGGCCGGAAGAUAUAGCUUGGCAUCCAGAAGGAAAGAGCCUUUUUUCAGUAUACAGUGCUGAUAGUCCUGACUCUCAAGUAUCAGUUACAAAUUUUAAAGAUGGUGAAAGGAGUGGACAAGUCAAUUUCUUACAAGACAAGCCUCAUGUUAAGGGUGCUAUCAAUAGCAUUGUUUUUCUGCCUUGGGAAUAUUCCAGCUUUGUUACAGCAGGAACUGACCAUACUGUCAUGCUAUGGAGUGAGAAUGAUGAGAAAAAAUGGAAGUCAGAGCCAUUGCAUAGGAAUAUUCAUACUUCUGCUGUCAUGGGAGUUGCUGGUGUUCAGCACAAGAAAAUUGUGCUGUCUGUUGGUCAAGACAAGAGAAUUUUGGGGUACAAUGCUCACGUGGGAAGACAAGAUUUCAUACAUCAAGUUGAUAGUAAAUGCUUGAGUAUAUUGCCAAAUCCAGUUGACUUCAAUUUGUUCAUGGUUCAAACAGGGACUCGUGAAAAGCAACUUCGAUUAUUUGAUAUUAGAUUGAAGCUGAAAGAGGUUCAUGCAUUUGGGUGGAAGCAAGAAAGAAGGGAUACACAAUCAGCUCUGGUAAAUCAGGAUUGGUCUCCCAAUGGAUUAUACAUAACAUCUGGUUCAGAUGAUCCAUUGAUUCACAUAUUUGAUAUUAGAUAUAAUGGUCAUGAACCUUCACAAUCUAUCAAAGCUCAUCAGAAAAGAGUCUUCAGAGCCAUGUGGCAUCACUCUCGUCCACUUCUCAUUUCCAUAUCAUCUGAUUCCAACAUUGGAUUCCACAAGCGUGUGCAGUGAUAGUUAAAUUACUUGAUUGAGGUUAAAUUAAUUGAUUCAUGUUUGGUAGUGAUAGUUUCAAAGUAAGUUUAGAAUUUUUUUUUUUAGAUAGACAAAAUUACAAUAACUAUUGAAAAUUCAUACACAGUGUGUGUGAUAGUUUGUGGUUUGAUACUUGAUCAAGUAAGUGCACAUAGGCCAAAAACAUAAAAUUCA
This is a messenger RNA of Medicago truncatula (barrel medic), 1731 nucleotides long. RefSeq lists its product as uncharacterized. Lineage: Eukaryota; Viridiplantae; Streptophyta; Magnoliopsida; Fabales; Fabaceae. Gene Ontology annotation, molecular function: protein binding. The transcript is spliced from 7 exons. The record is from RefSeq and is a predicted model, not a curated record. Bases 1 to 1536 code for a protein of 511 amino acids.